This is a messenger RNA of Linderina pennispora, 1950 nucleotides long. RefSeq lists its product as uncharacterized. The record is from RefSeq and is a predicted model, not a curated record. The coding region runs from base 29 to 1747 and encodes 572 amino acids. NCBI's taxonomy places the organism in Eukaryota, Fungi, Kickxellomycota, Kickxellomycetes, Kickxellales, Kickxellaceae. The transcript has a single exon.
GCUUCAUUUAAUAUUAAUAGUCUACACCAUGGCUGUAGCUUCAUCGGCAUGGGCUGUGCCGGAUCACAUCCUGGAGAGCAUUUUUGGCUAUGCGACUGGUCUCGGCCGCAAGGCGAACGAGUACAACGACUGUGGCCGCUGUAUGCCAACGAGUUCGCUGAUGGGCAUGCUGUGGGUGGACCGGUACUGGAGAUCGGCGAUUCGGCCGCUGUUCUUCCGUAACGCAGUCGUAUCUAAGAGAGAUGCUCGGUUUGACUGGAAGAUGGGCGGGCAAUUUCGCAUGAACCUCCGCGAUGCUGUCGCCAUGGGUGCUGAGAACCUAGUACAGUCGGUGGAGCUACACUAUGAGCUCUAUUACCUGCUAAACGAGCAGACAAAGGGCGACCCGCUGUACCAGGUGUGGCUCAACAGUAUCCGGUUCGUGGGCACGAGACAGUUGAUAUUCAGCUGCGACUACUUUGAAGUUACCGAGUAUAUGUAUGUUGACAUCCUUGCUCGGCGAGCCGCAGAGUACAGCCAGCGCCUCGAUGAGCUGUUUCCGAACUUGGAGUCCAAGGUGUUCCAGCAGUUCUACUACCCCAGCUUUGACUCGACGAAGAGCUCGCGUAUCGUUGCUGCCAUGUGUGGGCGCACACGGCGCAUAUCGCUAGACAACGACUGGCUCAAGAUCGAGCCGUGCGUCCUGCCGCCCAUCACCAAGCUCACGUACACACUGGCAGACAACACGCCACCCGACGAUUUCUUUGCAUAUCUCUACAGCAUUGCACCUACGCUCGAGUUCCUGAGCCUCCGCGAUCCACGCUCUCUAGUAUGGACCCGUGUCGUGCAGCACGCCAACGAAUCUCCGGUCGUCUAUCCACGGCUGCAGACCCUGCACAUCAACUGCUACUAUGUGGUCUCGCAUUGGCACCACCGGCCCAACCACACUGAGGAUGUAGUGGUCCCAAUUGGCCCGCGUUCUGCGCCCGCCGGAGUGCCCUUCCCAGCGCUGCGUGAAAUUGGCUGCAAGCCAGCAUAUCCAUUUGCCAACGAUGUUGUGUUUCGCGGAAACAGGGCAGUGCUCAAGCGUGCAGGCUUUCUCCUCGACAGCACGUCAUUCAGAUUGCUCGAGAGCGCCGGCGUGUUCGACAGCCACGCGUUCCCAGCCAUGGCCAACAUCAGGCUUGGUGAUUCGCGCAGGGCGUCGAGGCAUCCGCAGAGAGUUGUCGAGAAGCUGCUACUAAGGGCAUUCUGCAUGGCGCCCAAUGCAUCCACGGCAUUUGUGCGCCUCGACCUCAACAACCCAGUCAUGGGCAAUGCAGCCCUGGUGGCUGCGCUCAGCUCCGCGCCCGCCAGCCUGCAGAACCUGGUACUUCCGAACGUCAUGCUUGGUCUCCAACACGCCUUACAUAUGCUUAAUUUGCUGCCCAAUUUGCGCCACCUGACUCUUGCCCUCAGCAGUGAGACAGAUGACGAGCAGGCGAUGGUGCGUGUCUUGGCAAGCGGUGCCCUGCGAACCCGCGUCACUAAUCUGACGUUUAUGUUGGAUAUGAUCCGCUCGACGGAGCUCGCUGCAGAGCACAUCCGCGUGCUGGCUGCACCUAUUAAAACUCUGCGCUUGGUCACGGUUUCGGGGCCCCAAAUGGCAGAGGUCGCUGCCAGGCUCCGGGAGCUGCCGGCCAGGCCCGAGUUUACGGAGCUUGGUACCAGAAUGGCAGACAUCGCGGUGCACUGCAGGCGUCUGAAUGCCGCUGAUUUUCCGUUCUGAAACUAUUGGGAUUAGUUCCGUCUUCAUUUCACUUUGGCAGACAUGACUUCUGGGGGGCUUGUUCAUGCAUCGAAGCUGUUGGAGGACUUUCCACAUUCGGUUUUGGCUGUGCAUGUCCCCCCUAUGACGUCGUAUCUUGACCGCCUCCUACCUUGCCUGUCAGUCGCCAGAUGCCACCUACGUCGCCUGUUUUCCCGCACUCG